UCUUACUUUGAAGCUCGCAAGUUGUUCAACUUUUUCCACGACCAGCACUUCAGUGGUACUUUCUUGAUUAGGUGUAUGCGCUCCGUUCUGUCGCACGAUGCCUUGGAUCUGACCUGUGAUCACAUUGACGCAGGAUGGCUCCUUUUGGAAAAAACUUUCUGAAAGCGCGUUUGAAGAACAGGUCUAAGGUUGUAGAGGAGACACCAGGGAAGGAAAUCCAGGUGCUUGUGUGUCACGAAGAAAAAGUAGUCUGUGGUGUGACCAAGCACACAACCUGUGCAGAUGUAGUUAAGGCUUUAUUGGAGGACCACAAGACUGUACCAGAGAGUAAGAGGCUCUUAGAUGGGGAACCUAAAGACUUCUGCAUCCUGGAACGGUGGAAGGGUUUUGAGAGAGCACUGCCACCUCUUACUCGGAUCCUUCGGCUAUGGAAUGCUUGGGGCGAUGAGAGACCUUUCAUACAGUUUGUCCUCAUGAAGACCAGUGACUUUCUGCCAUCAUCCAAGGGAGCCAAGAGGGCCUUGAAGUCUCGGGGAGGGAGGUCCAAGAGAUGGGACCAAGGACCUGCACAGUACGCCAAGACGGUGUCUACGGAGAAGCAGAAGCGCAUGGUGAAGAAGGCCUUCCGUAAAUUAGAGAAGAUCCAGAAAGGAGAGACAUCCGAGGGCUCAGAGGAGAUCAAUAAGCUUGUAUGGUUGAUCAUCUCCCAGGAUCAGACCAUCAGGCAGCAGAUUCACCAGAUGCGUGAGAUAGACUUGGAGAUUGAACAUGCAGAGGAACAACAGAGUAACAGCCCCACGCCUCGCUCCAGCAUCACCGAGAGUGAUGACGGCCAAUCGCUGUCCAUGUCCCAAUUUGACAACCAGCUUCAGGAGUACCUGUACACCAGUGAUGGAAUCGAGCAACUAGAACUACAUGUUUCCAGGCACCAAGAACUCAUUGACCAGCUCUCUCAAGAUAUUGACUUAGAGCUGAGGAACUGGACUUCAGAUUUGGAGGAUUUAAAAGGAGCAGCAGCUGCUUGUCCAGAACUAGAGCUGGAACCCAACCUCUCAUUGUCCUCCUCAGAUCUCGUAGAGCUGGAAAGCUUACGCAAAGAACUAGAGGCAAGCAUGAGAGCUGGGCUUUCCCUCCAUGUCCAAAUGCAGGAUAUCGAGAAGGAACUGCAGCAGAACAAAACAGACCUGCAGUCCCAGAACCAGGAAUACCAGCAUUUAGUUGCCCAACUCAGUGAGCUUGAGCUGGGGGCCUGUCUGGACCAGCCUAGCCUUGUAUCUCUGAAGAGCCAGAUCAGGGCCACUGUCUCUCAGCAGACAGUAGGCAAGGUAAGACAGACAUGCUCCCCUACAGAUGCAACAGACACAGACUCCGACACUGGAAUAAGCUCUACUCACAGUCAGGACUCACUGUCGCCCUGUGUGGACAGGUCGCCGCCUCUGGACACUGAUGUUUGAAGCUUAGGAUUAAUUGUGUUUUUAAUACAUACAUGUGCUCAAUGACUCCAACAACGAAACACACAGCUUAAAAGGAUAUUUCACCAAA
Messenger RNA from Rhinichthys klamathensis goyatoka, 1542 nucleotides. It is a transcript of the gene rassf9, whose product is annotated as Ras association domain family member 9. The record is from RefSeq and is a predicted model, not a curated record. The coding region runs from base 135 to 1454 and encodes 439 amino acids. Gene Ontology annotation, biological process: signal transduction. The transcript has 2 exons. Lineage: Eukaryota; Metazoa; Chordata; Actinopteri; Cypriniformes; Leuciscidae.